GGAGCGGUGAUGUCAUGGAGGGGGGGAGUGCUGGGCCCCCCCCCGGGCUGGGAUGCUCCGCGCGAACCCCCCGCGCCCGCGUUAAAUGAGCCCGAGGAGCGCGGAGAAGCAGCUCAAGCACCGGCGGUGGGGAACUCUCUUGCUGAGGACGCCCAAGGAUCUCCACGCCAUGACUCUGGCUGCUUACAAAGAGAAGAUGAAGGAGCUGCCUCUCGUCUCCCUCUUCUGCUCCUGUUUCCUCUCGGACCCCCUGAACAAGCCGGGGUACACGUACGAAGACACGGUGGACCUCACCUGGUGCGUCAUCUCCGACAUGGAAGUCAUCGAGCUCAACAAGCGCACCUCGGGGCAGUCCUUCGAGGUCAUCCUCAAGCCCCCAUCGUUCGAUGGCAUCCCCGAAUUCAACGCCUCCCUGCCCCGGCGGCGUGACCCUUCCCUGGAGGAGAUCCAGAAGAAGCUGGAGGCAGCAGAGGAGAGGAGGAAGUACCAGGAGGCUGAGCUGCUGAAGCAUCUGGCCGAGAAGCGGGAGCACGAGCGGGAGGUCAUCCAGAAGGCCAUCGAGGAGAACAACAACUUCAUCAAGAUGGCCAAAGAGAAGCUGGCGCAGAAAAUGGAAUCAAACAAGGAGAACCGUGAGGCCCAUUUAGCCGCCAUGCUGGAGCGCUUGCAGGAGAAGGUCUGUUCCCAACCUCAGCAUGGAAGGUCCCACCCUCACCAUCUCCAGCUCCCUCCAAAACAUCCCUUCUGCAAGGAGCUCGCCCAGUGCCCUUCACCAAGCACCUCAGCUAGCCUUGGGUCAGAGGUGGAGAGCACCAGAUAAUGAAGGACAAUCCGAGCUAACCCCAUCUCCUUGGGGCUCCCGGUCCAUCCCGUCUGGUUGACAUCUACCUCCUAGCUAGAGGGCGAGGACAAUCAGUCCCCGAGUGCCUCCACAGUCCUUAAAAUCACCCCAGGGGAGGAGAGGACGCUGUUGACCCAUCGGUGGUGUCCCUCAGGGGAUGAACCUCACGAAACGCCCUCGUGCCUUCGAACCCCUCCGAAGCCGCUGGCCAGCCCGUGGGGACCCCGAAGUCCGUCCAGCUAAUGCGUGUCCCCCCCUUCCUUCCCUCCUACCCUCCCCUCCGCAGGACAAACACGCAGAAGAAGUGAGAAAAAACAAGGAGCUCAAGGAAGAAGCCUCCAGAUAAAGAGGCGAUGGUGGGACUGACAGCUCCGGGGAGGUGGCAGAGGCUGCCGCAGCGCAAGGUCGGAUGGUGGAAGGGUGGACGUUCCUCUGCUUUCUUUGUUCGUGAAUGUCAAGACUUGACAAGUGAAGCCAUCCUAGUCGUUUUGGGGAGGGUGGGGAGGGAGGAGGAAGGAGGGAGGGUGGGCGGGAGGGUGCCGGAUUUGGGAUGCCCAUCUCCUUGGUGGGUACCACGACCCACCCGUCAACCAUGUUUGGAGGAGACAGCCGAGGGCUGGCGAAGUAGAGGAGGUGCCCCCCCCUGGGGAAAAGCCAGGGGGGAUGGAGAGGGUGGGGAGGGAAGAUUUUGGGGGGGAAUGUGCGUCAUGUGUGACUUUAAUUUGGUGCUGGGCAGGCAGGGUGGGCAGGCGGGCAUCCCUCUGGCUUCCUUCUUCUCCACCCCACCCCAUCGAUGGGCAGCGGCAUCUCUUGGUGCCUCUCCCUCCCUUGUUCCUGCCUGGACUCAGGGCCUUUUGCCCAAAGCGGGUGUUGUUUGCCCAUAGACCUUACAGAACCAUUUUGAGGAAGGGGGAGAAGAGACCCCCCCAUUGGAGGUGGUCAGAGGGUGAGGGUCACUUGCUCCAAAGGCUUUAUUAGGCUGUAGGAGACCCUGAUGAUCCUUUUCAAGGGUGAAACUCAAAAGCCCUGUGACUUCCCAAAGAGCUACAUUUUUUUUGUAAGAACCUCUUGAGAAUCACCUUGUGGGAACUCGGAUGAAAGCCCCUUUUCUUCAGUUAGAGCAGCUGGAAAGCCAUCACUUUUAGAGGUGGUUAUUCCAAAAGGAAGAUCACCCCCAUGGAGAGUGAAAGCAGGAGAAGAAAACAAGGCAGGGUUGUGGAAAGCGUGAUGUAAGGGAUGGGGAAAAACAAGAGGGAAAAUGGAGCUGGGGGAGCCCAGGCUGGAGAACUGGAGUUGGAAUGGUGAUGCUUCCCUGGAGAGCAGAAGAUAAUGGCCAUAAGGAACCCCUGGGGGCAGCGAUGGCAGCUCCUGGUGACAACAGGGCAAGAGAGAGGCCAGUUUGGGAACCUACCAAGCGCCUAGGAGGUGUUUUGUGGGACCUGCUGGGCAAUCCCCUAGGUGAUCUUUGCCUCCAGGGAGGGGGAGCAAAGCAGAGAGCUUGCAGUGAGUCCCUUCCCAGCGGAAGGGGCAGCAAUGUCCCCUCCUCUCUCAGUUGUCAUCAGGCACUGGUCCCAGUACCACCAUGCCCUGGCACCUCAACAGCCUCCAACCCUGAUGCUAACAAAACCUUUGGUCUCCACUGUGGUCAGAUAAGGCUUCUCAAGCUCUGAUGGAACCACAUCUCUUUAUGUGAGCUGUGAGAUGCUCACCCAGACGCUGGAGCCCCGAGGGGACCAGUCCCGGUGGGGGGAGCAUGGGAGAGGGCAGCAAAGGAGACGGAGGGGGCUGUUCUAGCUGUGACACGAGCUGUCCUUUUUUUUGUAUACAACUAUUGUAAAUAAACUGCCUUGGCAUUUCUUUCAUUUUCUCAUGAA
Messenger RNA from Columba livia (rock pigeon), 2715 nucleotides. It is a transcript of the gene STMN4, whose product is annotated as stathmin 4. Gene Ontology annotation, cellular component: cytoplasm; neuron projection. Gene Ontology annotation, molecular function: tubulin binding. The coding region runs from base 86 to 820 and encodes 244 amino acids. The transcript has 6 exons. The record is from RefSeq and is a predicted model, not a curated record. Lineage: Eukaryota; Metazoa; Chordata; Aves; Columbiformes; Columbidae. Gene Ontology annotation, biological process: microtubule depolymerization; regulation of microtubule polymerization or depolymerization; neuron projection development.